This is a messenger RNA of Astyanax mexicanus (Mexican tetra), 5775 nucleotides long. It is a transcript of the gene ppp1r21, whose product is annotated as protein phosphatase 1, regulatory subunit 21. The record is from RefSeq and is a predicted model, not a curated record. Gene Ontology annotation, cellular component: early endosome; membrane. The transcript is spliced from 22 exons. NCBI's taxonomy places the organism in Eukaryota, Metazoa, Chordata, Actinopteri, Characiformes, Acestrorhamphidae. The coding region runs from base 653 to 3004 and encodes 783 amino acids.
CCUCCUCCUCCAGCUGAGUUUAUGGGCGCCGUUAUCGGGGCCGCUGCCUGUGACUGAGUUCGGUAACCGGGGGCGGGUGGUUUAGUUUACCGGGGCCGGGCGGUUUUAGCGAAGUGUGGGUUUUAAUAGAGUAGAGGGAGCGGAUGAUCUGUGGUCAGGCUUCAGGCUGCGGUGGGUGUUAUUGUUAGCGUGCUAAGGCUAGUUAGCCUGCUAGCUGUGGUUAGCUAUGGUAGUUAUGAUAUUAUGAUAGUUGAUAUUAUAUCAGCAGUAAAUAAUCAGAGUAUUAUUUAUUUAGUUUAAUAUUUAGUUUAUUCGUGAUCUCUGGGGAACUGUUGUCAUGGCUGUCUGUGUAACAUUAGCUCGGGAAUUAGUUGUCAUUAAAAUGCUAAUGCUAAAGCUAGCGGUUUACCCGCUGUGCUGUUGAGUAAGUUAACUAGGUUACCUGUUAGCUAGGCUGUGUGUGUUUAUUAUUCUCUGAGAUUAAACUGCUGUAAAUAUGAUCUGUCUAACAAAGGCAGGCUGUAGAUCACCUGUUCUCAGUCUGAUCAUCGCUUAGCUCGAGCUCCAGGCUUCACCAGUAGCAGGAGCUGACUGUCUGUCAGGCUAUAAUUCGCACAUCUAACAGCUGGGUUUUAACUCUCUGGAUCAAACAAUGGCUGCAGAUCUCCAGUCCAAGUACACCAAGCUGGCCCAGGAGUACUCCAAGCUAAGAGCACAGAACCAGGUUCUGAAGAAGGCUGUGGUGGAUGAGCAGGCCAACUCCAACUCCUUAAAGGAGGAACUGAAGCAGAGGGAGCAGGGCCUGAGAAAGGCUGAGCAGGAGAUGGACAGCCUGAGCUUUAGAAACCAGCAGCUGGCCAAAAGAGUGGAGCUGCUGCAGGAGGAGCUGCUGGCCAGUGAGGCCAAAGGCAAGAAGACCAAGAACAAAGUAGAUUCUCCCUCCCAGUCAAGUUAUCAGACGCAAAGCGUGUUUGAUGAGGACCUGCAGAAGAAGAUUCAAGAGAAUGAAAGGCUUCACAUCCAGUUUUACGAGGCAGACGAGAUGCACCGGCAGCAGGAGCAACAGCUGAGAGACAAACUGGAGCAGCUGGAGAAGGAUGCUGAGCAGCACCAGACAGUGGUGGACAACCUGACAAGCAAAUACAUGGACACCAUAGAGAAACUUCAGAGCGACAAGGCUCGAUUAGAGAUUAAAGCUCAGACAUUGGAGAGGGAGUCUAAGGAGUGCCGACUCAGGACUGAGGAAUGCCAGCAGCAGCUGAGGAAGUAUCAGACAGAGCUGAGCAGUCAGUUAAAACACAACAGCAGUGUCAUCCAGGAGAAAGUGCCCUUUAACGACACCAAAUAUGAUGACUACAACAGCUUGAAUGUUCCACCACACAACAGAAGACAUCAGCUGAAAGCUCGAGAUGCAGCCGGACAGGCUGUGAGUUUUGUACAGGACCUGGUCUCUGCGCUGCUCAACUUCCACUCAUACACAGAACAGAGGGUUCACAUUUACCCCCUGGACUCCUCCAUUGAAUCCAUCUCUGCCCUCAACCAGAAGUUCUCCCAGUACUUGCACGAGAAUGCAGCCUAUGUCCGCCCACUAGAGGAUGGCUUGUUGCAGCUGCAUCAGAGCAUUACAGAGGACACAGUCACAGUACUGGAAACAGUAGGACAACUGCAGGACUUUUCCAAAUCAUUUUCCACAUACACAAGCUUUCUGCAGAAGAUCCUGCCUUAUCAGCUUAAAAGCCUUGAGGAGGAGUGUGAUAUUCCUCUCUGCACAGCGCCUUUGAAUGCUAAGAACCGUGAGCUACAGAACGAUAUGAAGACCUUUACUGCCGUCUUUGAGAAAUUGCAGAAUUACAUCAACCUUCUAGCCUUACCUAGUGUGCGUUUGGAUGCCAUGCCUCAGAGCAGCUUCAGCGCUGUUUUUACCCAGCUGUCGGCCUGCUUACAUGGACUGCAUGACACCACCAAGGAGCUCUCCAAGCACUACAGUCAGAAGGUAACUCUGGAACAGGAGCUGCCCACCGUCACCCAGAAGCUGCGCACCACUAAUGAGUGCUUACUCUCCUCCUUAGCCUCUCUGACCAACAGCACUGGAAAGAUUGCCACAUUCUUCAGCAACAAUCUAGACUUCUUUGCUUCAUCAGCUGGGUACGGACCAAGAGCUGGAGCAGGAAAUCUCAACCCACAGCAGGCAGAGAGCAUGCUCAGUAACAAGAAGAAGGCGUCCACGUACAUUCUCACAAUCAGGAGGACACGCCCUGAAUCUGUUCCGUACACAGAGGCUCUGACUAACCGCCGCAUCUUGACCAGCUCCACAGAGAGCAGAGAGGGCCUGAUGCAGCAGGUGCAGCAGAGCCAGGAGAAGAUCGCUCGUUUGGAGCAGGAGAAAGAGCACUGGCUGCUGGAGGCACAGCUGGGUCGAGUCAGGCUGGAGAAGGAGAGCCAGCGCAUAGCAGAACUGGAGGCUCAGCUUGCAGCUGCUUUAGGGGGUGACAGUCUCUCUACCUCCUCACAGACUGGCUCCCUCACUCUUGCCUGCACUGACCCAGAAACAGAAGACAGGUCUGGCAGAGAAGAGUCUCAGAGCACCAGUGUGGUUGGAAUGCUUACAACAACCCCAACCAGUGAGACUGUUGGAGAUGAGGAGUCCCGGGAGCACUUGAUCAAAACCCACUAUAUGGCACGAGUAGCUGAGCUGACCACCCAGCUUCAGAUGUCCGACAGCAAGGCUGUACAUUUCCAUGCAGAGUGCCGGGCGCUGGCUAAACGUCUGACAAUUGCAGAGAAAUCUCGUGAGACUCUGACUGACGAUGUGAAGCACGCCAAUCAAAACAUCACACGCUUGCAGGAUGAACUAAGCACUACCAAACGGAGCUACGAAGACCAACUGAGUAUGAUGAGUGAUCAUCUCUGCAGCAUGAACGAAACCCUCAGUAAACAGCGAGAGGAGAUUGACACACUCAAAUUAGGCAACAAGGGAAAUUCUAAAAAGAACAAGGGCCGGUAGUGACGCUCAGUUCUCCUUUAACUUCAACAGAGGAAUUGGACGAGGGACCAGACAGUGCUCUGACUGUACAAGCACUGUACAAAAGUGGAGUCACACAACACCCCACUUCCUACUCCAGUGUGUCAAACUGGCCAACUUUGACUCUGUAAUACAUUUCCAAUAAUUUCCAUACCAAUAGCUGGUGAAGUGCUUUCUUUUUUUGUGUGUGUGUAUGAGGGAGCAGCUGCUUGGUCAGUUUGAGAACUGGAAGAUGCACAGGUUUCUUUCAGGGCGAUUGUUGACGAGUAGGUGGUGUGUGUUUUGUGUUCACUUGAAAUUCUGUAAGAGCUUUAGUAUACGCUGUGUUUGUCUGUCCGUCUAUUUUAAAUAGUUCUGAGUUGUGGUGAAAGAGUUGGUGAUCAGAUUUGGAGAAAAAAUUAUCAAAAUUGAGAGGCUAAAUGAUUCUUGCAGUGGCAGUGGGUGGACUGCACAAUUUCAGACGUUGAACAUUGAACGUUGAACAAAAGAACAUUUCUGUGCUCAAACGAUAUGGGAUGCAUUUGAGUAAAAUAGUUGUUGCAGCAGCUCCAAUAUAUGCAGGAAUCUGUGGUACAGAUUAGGUGAAAGAGGAUGUGUGUGUCUUUCAAUGUUACUUUAAUGCAUUCAAGACUGCAUACUGACAAAAAAAAAAGAAAUCUGUAAAUGCACACACAAACAUGCACACGACAGGAAUAGCACCAAAAGUCCUUUCAGACGUUGUGGUUACAUAGCACACAGCACUGUUCUCACUGCAAAAAAAUACAUAUAGGCAAGUAAAAGCAUCUUAAAGGGCAUUUACCUCUAUCUAUUUAUAUUUCUGCAUAAUUUAAUGAUUAAGAUGUAAACAAAGCAAUUUACAGGGGAUUAUAAUGUAAAAUACUUAGUCAUUAUUGUAUGACAUUGCUAUUAACACAUUUUACAAUAAUAUAAUGCAUUAUAUAUUGUUUUAGAGAAGCCUUUGGUCUAAAAUCUAAUAGUAUUUAAUACGUUAAUGGUGGAGUGGCACAUGCAUUCCCCCCUACAGUAAAACUUAAACAAAAUAUAGCUUAUUUUGUCAAAUUGUCCACUAUUUUAUCAUCAACAGAACAUCUAAAACUCAAAUAACCUGUAGUAGGUAUGGCUGUAUUUACAUUAUAGACAUUGACACCCAUAUUUACUAUCACUGAUUCUGUAAGUUUCUCCACAAUAAACCAUUUUACAUCAAACCUAUCUAAACCACUUUGUUUAUCUCAAUCACUGAAUUAUGCAGAAUAUUUAUGGAAUUAGUGAAAUUUCUCUAUAAACGUCCUUAACAGUAAAAAGCAUUACAUGAAUUGGUUGAUUUAUUUUUCAUAUGUUUCUACAGACGUCCAUCACGGGCAAUUAUAUGGCAGUUUUUCUGUUACUUUUAAAUUAUUCACAUCAAUAUUGGAAUCUCAUCUUACAUUGACCAAAAUUAUGUCCAGCCUGUGGUCAGUUUGACCCACAACAUAAGAGAGGGGUUUGGAGUGGGCUUUAGAUUAAAACUUUUUAUAAGUUGCCUGUAUUUGGGUUGUUUUGUAGGGGAAUAAGAUAUUAUCACAAUACGUUACCCACAAUAACGGAUUUUGCAAUACUCAAGGUAUCGCAAGACAAUUCUUUAUGAUACUUCAAGCUGUUGCUGAAGAGGAUAAAAUACAACUAAAUAAGCAAAUACCAGGAAUUAUGGAUUUAUUGGCGCCCUAUUCAUUUGAUUAGCACCACCAUGUGGAGUAAUGAAGCAGUAACUUUAGUAAAUCAAAUUGUGGAUGUAAGUCUUGGAGAGUUUAAAGCGCAAAAGUUUUAAUAAAAAUAUUAAUACGGCACAAUACAAUCAAAAAUAUACAAUAUCCCGAUAUAUUGUCCCACCUCUAAAUUGUUUUAACUUGCCAAUAUAGUAAUAUACACUUUUUGCAGUGCUAUGAUAGAAGGCCUGUUUGUGUAUUCCUGCCUUUUGCAGCCUUUAGCAAAAUCCUGCUAAUGACUAAAAAACAUUGUAUUGUGUAGCCUUACUGAAAGAAAUAACACACACACUAGACUAGUAUGUACCUCAGUAGUGCUGAUUAUUACACAUGUAACCAGAGGAAAAAUCUGUGAGGUAGAGAGCCUACAGUUACAGUAAGGAUUGUCCUAUAUUGUUGUGAUCCAUAUUGUUAUAUGAAUAUGAAUAUGCACUGAGCAGAUUUUUCUGCACAACCGAAUCAUAAAUGGAUGAUGAAAAGGGUUAAUGUGAAAACAUUUAGUUUGUGUGUCAUUCAUGUUUUUUUUUUCUUUUAUUACAAAAUUAUAUUACUGAAUUUAUGCAAAAGCUCAAAUAUUUGAACUUAUACUUUCAACCAAUGAAAUCAGUGUUUUUGAUUAAUGUACUGGAAUUAAUACCCAAGCGCUGAGGAAGAGUAUAUAUUCACUCCAUUACAACUGUGACCGAAUUCAUGCAGUUAUUUUUUUUUCUUUGUACGACUGGUGUGUUAUUUUUUUAAUUAAUGUUUUAAUCUGUCAGCUCAAAAGUAGUUCUAUUAAUGAAUCCCACACAGUUUACACAGUACCGAUUCACAAGUUUACAAAGUUUUAUGGAUUCAGCCCAGCUGCUUACACCCUCCACGCUCCAGACUACUCCAACUGUGAAGAACUAAUUCUGGGCUCAACUGCAAAUGCGUUUGUUCAUUUUUAAUCCAGUCCAGUUACUGCCCCUCUACCAAAACUGUGUACUUGGCAAACUAAACAUGACACACUUGUGAAAUAAAGAAUCAAAUUUG